This is a messenger RNA of Tetrahymena thermophila SB210, 1776 nucleotides long. RefSeq names its product MFS transporter. Gene Ontology annotation, molecular function: carbohydrate:proton symporter activity. The record is from RefSeq and is a predicted model, not a curated record. Lineage: Eukaryota; Ciliophora; Oligohymenophorea; Hymenostomatida; Tetrahymenidae. The transcript has 2 exons. Gene Ontology annotation, biological process: carbohydrate transport; transmembrane transport. Gene Ontology annotation, cellular component: membrane.
AUGAGCUUAGAAAAUAGUAUUAAGUAAGAAACAACAAUUAAAAGUUAAAGCGGUAUUGUAUUUAGAUGCAUUGCAGUUGGUCUUGGAGGAUUUUUAUAUGGCUAUGUCCUUUCAGAAUUAACUAUUUUAAGUGGAGUCUUAGAUAUAAAGAUUUAACAUUAUAAUAAAUUACAAACAGCUUUUGUAGGAAUAAUGUCUUUAGGAGCUUGUUUAGUUUGUUUAGUUUCUGAUUAUCUUGUAAAUAAAUAUGGAAGAAGAAAUUAUAUCAUAGCAAGUGACAUAAUUUUUCUAUUUGGUAUACUGGUAGGAACAAUCUUCGUAGCAUUAAUUGAUGAUAACUUUUACAUUCUUUUAGUUGCUAGAUUCAUAAUGGGUAUUGCUAUUGGUAUGAACAGUAAUGUUGUUUCGAUGUAUAUUAGAGAGAUAUCACCAGAAUCGAUUUCAGGAUAAAAUGGGUCAAUCUUUUAGAUAUAGAUAAAUAUAGGAAUUAUAUCUGGUAUUGCUUUGAAUUUCGCUAAUGAUUAUGGAAAAUACUAUGUUUAAGCAAAUUUAUGCCCUACGGAUAACACUAAAGAUUAUCCUUAAUGCUAAGAAAUUGUAAACAGUCAUUGGUGGGUAUUUGUUAUUGCUUUUCCAGCUUUGUUUUCUUUAAUGAGAUUAAUAAUUUUACUAGUUAAAUACAAAUUAGAUACUCCUUACUACUAUUUCAGUGUUGAGAAAUUUUAAGAAGGUAUUGAAAUACUCAAGGAACUGUACAAAGAAAAGUAUGUUCUGAAUGAAUGCUAAAAUAUUUUAGCUACUUUCCCUAAAAAAGUAAGAGCAUCUUAUAUAGCUUAUAGAAAUAAACAACAACAACAAUAGGAUAAAUCAAUUGAUGAUUAAGUAAAUUAAAUAGAGGAUGACUCUUAAGGAAACUAAAAGAAUGUUGAUAUUACAAGCAACAGUAAUCUGAACUAUGAUAAUGAUGAUGAUUAUUUUAAUGAAUAAAAUAAUUAAUAUCCUUUAGAAGGAGUGGAUAUUUAUUCAAAUUCAUAACUAGAAUACAAUUGUAUUCAAGAUUUAAAUGAUAUUCAAGAAAGCUUUACUCAAAAAGCAAAAGAAUAAAAAUAAAAAUCACUGUACAAAAGAAUGAGAAGAGGAAUGAUUUUGAAUUUGUUUUAACAAUUAACUGGAAUCAAUUAUAUUAUUUAAUAUACUAGCACAAUAUUAAAAAAUAUAUUAAGUAAUAGUGAUAACUUUAGAGUUAACUAAGAAUUUUCUUACUUUAGUAAAAAUAGCAAUAUUUUAACUGAAAUAGUAUUACUAAGUAACAUUUUCCUGUUAAUGGCAGCAUUUGUUGGCUCAUUCUUAAACAAGUCUUUUGGAAGAAGGUACUACCUGUUUGGUGGCUAUUUAAUAUGUGGUUUUCUUCAUUGUAUCUUUGCUAUUAUUUCCUAUUAAUAUAGAGAUAGCUAAGGAUAGACAUUCCAAGCAAUUUUUAUUAUUGUCUUUGUGUUUGUAUUUUAUGGAACUUUUAAUUGCUCAAUUGGACCUGUGACUUGGAUUUAUACUAGUGAUAUUUUGAAAGGAAAAUAUCUUUUUUGGAGUGUAGGAUGCAAUUGGUUUGGAGUGUUUUUGGCUUCUUUAUUGUAACUCAACGAUAAUUACUAAUACUAAUAUAUUAAUUUUUCUUUAUUCUCGUUUUUUUGCUUUAUAGGAGCAGUUUAUUCUUACUAUAAAAUAAUUGAAACAGAAGGCAAAAGAUAUUUUGAAAUUAUUAAAGAAUAUGCUGAAUGA